AUUUUUAAAAAAAACAUUUCUCAAAACAUUAAUUAUAAUUAUCUCUAUAAUUAUCAAUAAAUUUUGUUAAUUUUUUUAUGCCAAUAAUUUUAUGACUACUCAACAACAACAGACAACAACAACAACAACAACAGCCAAAGAAGAUCACAAACGAGAAACCAAACAAACGACAGACUCUAUGGCCUCUUAUCCUAACAUUAGUGCCGAUAAAGAACAGCCCGAAAAUGGCGACCUAUCGUUUGUGUGGCCAAUCGUUGCUGUAAUUAUUAUCGUCGGUAUUGUUGUCUUGAUUUUGGUCGCCUAUCUUGUUAUCCGCAAAAAGAUGGCCAACAAAAAGUCAAAAUCUAAUCUCAAGCGACCACUACCGCCGCCAUCGCCAACAACAUCACCAAAGAAGACGAAAGCUAAUCGCAAAGUCAAACAACAACACCAGCAACAGGUUGUCGACAAAAACAAUGGUAAAAUAAUUGUCAACAUCGAGGACAACAAUAAAACAUUAAGAUCCGAAUCCAUUGAAGAGAUGUCAAAAUCAAUGGCCGAAGAUUUGCCGUCGGGUAGUCUGACUACUAUUAAGGUGCCGUCCGGUGAACUCAGACCAGUGGACGAACAGGUUUUUGAAUGGCGAUCGAAAAGGACAGACAAUACUAAAGAUAAUAGUAGACAACAACAACAGAAGAAGACGAUUAACACCAAUGAAAAAUCUAAUAACAAAGUGAUCGACAAAGACGUGGAACAGAUGCCAAACAAACGGAAAUGAUAUCAAAAAAAGAAGAGAAGAGAGAGAGAGAGAGAUAGUAAUCAAACGACUGAAAAAAAUUAUAUCAAAUUAAAUAUAUAUUUUUU
This is a messenger RNA of Oppia nitens, 843 nucleotides long. RefSeq lists its product as uncharacterized. The coding region runs from base 92 to 757 and encodes 221 amino acids. The record is from RefSeq and is a predicted model, not a curated record. Lineage: Eukaryota; Metazoa; Arthropoda; Arachnida; Sarcoptiformes; Oppiidae. The transcript is spliced from 2 exons.